This is a messenger RNA of Mesocestoides corti, 354 nucleotides long. Lineage: Eukaryota; Metazoa; Platyhelminthes; Cestoda; Cyclophyllidea; Mesocestoididae. The record is from the annotation of a GenBank genome assembly.
AUGAGCAAACUGAUAUCCACUCAACCUCGCUCAUCCUCCACUUCAUGCUACAUCCCAAGAACACUGUCCUCUUGCACUCAGGCUUUCAUCAGGCGCGAUGCCAUUCGUCGACCACUUCACCCAAACUACGAUGGACUAUUCAGGAUGCUCAGACGAGAAGAAGGGGUUUUCAUCGUCGAACGAAAUGGAAACGAAGACGCCGUAUUUAUUGACCGCAUGAAAUCAGCAUUACUCGACGCGGAAAUGCCGCCUAGCCACAAACCCGAGGUGCAGCCAACUCCCAUCUCUUCUGACAAUAAAGAAACGAAUACCACUACACGCUAUAGUAGACGCGUUCAUUGGCCUGACCGUUAG